Gallus gallus (chicken) is the source of this 5985-nucleotide messenger RNA. RefSeq names its product QKI, KH domain containing RNA binding (gene QKI). The transcript is spliced from 8 exons. Gene Ontology annotation, cellular component: nucleus. Gene Ontology annotation, biological process: regulation of mRNA splicing, via spliceosome. The record is from RefSeq and is a predicted model, not a curated record. Gene Ontology annotation, molecular function: mRNA binding. Bases 97 to 1104 code for a protein of 335 amino acids. NCBI's taxonomy places the organism in Eukaryota, Metazoa, Chordata, Aves, Galliformes, Phasianidae.
GCCGGCCCGCCCGAUCCCGCCGGGCGCCCCGUGCCGCCGUCGCCUCGCUCGGCGGAGCUGCUGCGGGCGCUCGCCCUGUGCGCGCGGGCUUGGAAUAUGGUUGGGGAAAUGGAAGCCAAGGAGAAGCCGAAGCCGAGCCCCGAUUACCUGAUGCAGCUGAUGAACGACAAGAAGCUGAUGAGCAGCCUCCCCAACUUCUGCGGGAUCUUCAACCACCUCGAGCGGCUGCUGGACGAAGAAAUUAGCAGAGUACGGAAAGACAUGUAUAACGACACAUUAAAUGGUAGUACGGAGAAGAGAAGUGCAGAAUUACCAGAUGCUGUGGGACCUAUUGUACAGUUACAAGAGAAACUAUAUGUGCCUGUAAAAGAAUAUCCAGAUUUUAACUUUGUUGGAAGAAUCCUUGGACCCAGAGGACUAACAGCUAAACAGCUUGAGGCAGAAACAGGAUGCAAGAUAAUGGUCCGAGGGAAGGGCUCAAUGAGAGACAAAAAGAAGGUCUCCUUUAAGAGCAGAGACAACCAUGAUCCAGCAGUUUUGGAGGUAGAGGAAGAACAGAACCGAGGCAAGCCCAACUGGGAACACCUGAAUGAAGAUUUGCAUGUACUUAUCACUGUGGAGGAUGCUCAAAACAGAGCAGAAAUAAAACUGAAGAGGGCUGUUGAAGAAGUGAAAAAGUUACUGAUACCUGCAGCAGAAGGAGAAGACAGCCUUAAAAAGAUGCAGCUGAUGGAGCUUGCAAUUCUGAAUGGCACCUACAGAGAUGCCAACAUCAAAUCACCAGCCCUUGCCUUUUCUCUUGCAGCAACAGCCCAGGCUCCAAGGAUCAUUACUGGGCCUGCGCCUGUUCUCCCACCAGCUGCCCUGCGUACUCCUACGCCAGCUGGCCCUACCAUAAUGCCUUUGAUCAGACAAAUACAAACCGCUGUCAUGCCAAACGGAACUCCUCAUCCCACCGCUGCAAUAGUGCCACCAGGACCCGAAGCUGGUUUAAUUUACACCCCGUACGAGUACCCCUACACGCUGGCACCAGCUACAUCAAUCCUUGAGUAUCCCAUUGAACCUAGUGGUGUAUUAGGUAUGGCUUUCCCAACGAAAGGCUAAGAAUUCAAGAACGGUCUUAACUGAUCCUUCAUCAGAUCUGAAUUUUAACAAAUGCUUAGUUUCAGCAGCCUUGAGAAAAGCUUGGCCUAGCAGUCAGUGACUUACUUGCACUUUUUUGCACAUAGAUUUAAAAUGAAAUAGUGCUAUUAAUUUGGAUUAGCCCCUAUUAUUACAGAGUAGCGGUAAUUUAUGAGUGUAUAGUAGUAUACUGACUGCUAAGUGUUCUAUAUAGUGUUUGCUUUACUAAUCACCUAAUUCAUUGCAGUUCAUACUUAUUGACUUAAAGUUUAAAAUCCCAAUCUGUAGGCUUGAAGAAUUGCUUUAAAACUUCUUUUUUGUGGUAGAACUGGAAACGAUCUUAAAGUUAGCAAAUAAUUGUCAGUAUUAAAAGAUGGCAUUAUUUAAAAUAGUCCUGCUGCAAGAAAGGCACUUCAGUGAAUAUGUGACUAGUAAAGCUUAAAUGUGCUUGGGUCUAAUAGAUUUCAUGAAAUACUGUAAUUUUGGGAUUGUAAAUGAAUGGAUUAAACAGGUUAAGGCCAGGAUGUUUAAAGUAAAUGCAAUAUUAAUCUGCACAGAUAAACUUCUUACGGUUAAAAUUUGAAACUACUGUGCCUUAACUUGUUGCUUUUCUUAAAAUGAACUUUUGUAGUUAAUGAUCAUUUAAAUCCAUUUUGAUAAACCUGCUGUUAAUGUUUUCUUUGAAUGUUUUCUAACUUUGUCUUGGUAAUUGCAAUUUAACUAGGUGCGGUGGCUACUAAAGUUCGAAGGCACGAUAUGCGUGUCCAUCCUUACCAAAGGAUUGUGACCGCAGACCGAGGUUAGUUUAGUUCUGGAGUUCUUGUUUGUAAGAAGUGCUUUGAGUGUACAUGAGAUUUGCAACACCACAGCUGGUUAACCAAAAACCCUAUUUUGACCCAUUCAUAAUUUUUUUUCACAAAAAUGUGAAUAGUUAAUAUUUUAGAGCUUAGGGAAUACUUGUGGUUUGUAAACCUGCCUUUCCCAGCUCAAUUAAAUAUAUACACUUUGUCGUAUAUUUAAUAUCAAACCUAUAACAGAUUUCCCUUUUAAAAACUAUUUAAAGAUCCAUCUGCAUCAGGAAACCCUAUGAGUUAAGUGCUGCAACGAUUAAUUUGUGUUCCCCCCUCUCCCUCCGAUUUGUUCUUUUAAUUGGUGUGGAAAUAUCAGAUUGGUGUUGCAAAAUAAAAUGAAUGGAUGGUUGCUUAAUGAGAAAGAAGUAAAGGAAUAAAUGCCUCCUGUCUGUGUCUGGAGAAAUUUGAAGAUUUAGAUUCCUUUUUUUCCAAUAAACUUUUGAGCCACUGUACUGUAUAUUUUGAGGAGGAUGCAUGUUCUCAGAUACCUAACUGAAUUCAGAAAGGUAAGGGCUGUGAAGAAAACGCUUCAAAAGUUGUUUGAGUUUGAAUUAAUAAGGAUGGGGGAAGGGAAGGUGUUUUGGUUUUCUGCCAAACUCUGUUUCCUGGUUUUUACCUCUUGCUGCUAAAAUGCGUAACCUGAAGGAGAAGCAACUUUUGAAGUCCUGUUGGUGAGAUGACAUCCAAUAUUUGGGCAUCUCUCUUUUAACUCUUGACUGGAAAGUAAAUCUUCAUUUUUCUCCCAUUCCUCAAACGUAAUGCCUUUGGACCCCUGAAUGAAGUAUUUAAGCUUAUUGAGAAAAUCAAUAUUUUCGGUUUAUUGACAUUGGCUAAUAAACAGUGUAGGCUGAGCAUAGGAGCUCCCGAAUUCUUAUCCUGUCCCUGCUGCUGACUCAGUGUGGGUUUCGGCAAGACAUUUAAUCUCUCUGUGAAUGUUUUCCCAUCUGUAAAAUAAGGAUAAUAAUACUUCCCUACCUCACAGGGGUGUUGUGGGGGUUCUUGUUUGUACAGGGCUUUGAGGACACAAAGCUUUAUGUGCCAAGUAUUAUUAUUCUGCUCUCAUCAAAAUCAGUGCUGUGCAGGCUUAUAUGAUAUUGUAAUACUCAGAAGCCAAAUUCCGGUGACAGAUCUGACUACGCUUCAUUUCUCGCCAUCUCCUAUAAAUUUUCUACGAGAAACGAUGCAGAUUUCAGUCAAUACAUGAAAAACGGCCCUCCUGGAUACUUGCUAUGUUUCUGUAACACUUUUACCUUUCGUAUGGAAAGAACAUAUGCUUUACGAAAGAUGUAAAGCUGAUAACAAGACACUACUUAGGUUUCUCAGAAGGUUUCUUAUUUCUUGAAAGCUCUUCAGUGGGCAAUGGGGCAUAGCCAGAAUAAGGUCAUAGCAAAUGUUGACAAAGAGAAAAAUAAAAAAAGAGAUUAUAACCUAUAUUCUGACUAGUGCGAUAAAUGUUAGGAUUUGAUUGUCUUUAAAAGUUUAACCUGAUGUUACAAAGAUCAGUUUUUACUUAAGAUCAUUUUGAUCUGCAGUGGUAGCUUUACGUUACCAUAAAACUACUUGUUCAGUUGGAUAUUUGCCUGAGACAGCUAGUAAACACACUGAUAAAGUACAGAGGGGGAGAAGCAUACCGAUUUUUUUAUUUGCUUUCAUCAUUGUAGCAUUUAGUCACUGUAUAUUUUAAAUAUUUGGUGAAGGGCCCAGGUGUUUUGUCUGGGGAUGCCACUUAUAAGGCACUGAAAAAAAAAUAUUGUUUUCAUUUUACCUUCUUUUAAAAUAUAGCCAUUUUCUGAUAGUACAGUAUUCUUCUCUAACCAUAUUUGAAGUCAAUUGUAUUUUAAAUAAAUAAAUUCAGGUGGCUUAUCUCCUAUGGAGUAAGUCAUGUAUACCUCUAUCUGUCUGCAUGAAAACCAUGCUGAGAUUUCAGGUAAACAUUUUUUUAGUUUCAUCUAAACAACACCGGUGUUGUCUUAAGAAUCGUACAUGAAAUAAACUUUACAACUUUAUUUCAUUUUAUUCUGACUCCAAAAUCCUAGAUUAUCCCCGGCCCGGCAGUUUUAACAGUUUUGCAAAAGGCUUUGAAAAGCAUUGUUCAGGAAUGAAACAGAUUCUUGAACAUGUUAAAGUUAUGUUGUAGAAUUAAAAUUCUAAGUAUUUAUCAUACUCAUUGAGUUGUUCAAUCACUGAUACACUUCCGUAGCUAUGGCCAUGAAAAACAAUGUCAGCAAACCGAAAUAUAUAUAUUUUUUUCAAUGCAGAAAUGUUUUUUACGUGGUUAAAUGUUGCUAAAACUAUGUUUGCAUUCACUGGGUCUAAAGUUUUUUGUUGUUGUUUUUGUUUUUGUUUUUUUUUUUUUAAAUUCUAAAUCGAUUUUCAGAUGACUUGGUAGUACUACUGCAUUCACUUUUUAAGUAGGUUUUUACUCUUUGCAUAGGUUUUUUUUUAGAGAUAAGCACUGCAUUUAAAGCAAGAAUCCCGGAAUGUGUAAAUGUUUUUUACUCUUUACAACUAAGCAUUUAGAAUUGGUGAAGGGUUGAAAAAUGUAGCUCAUUUUAACUAAGAAUAAAACCCCAGUUUAUAAAUAAUACAAAAUUGAAUUUGAUGCAUAUAACAGAGAGACUGACUGAUUUAAUUGUAAUAAACUGUAAAUGGUGUUGCACAGUUGACAAACCUGUGUGUACUGUAGAAGGCCAGAGACAUGGCAGAGGAUGUAUCACAGGUGUACUGGUAUUUUUAAAAGGUAGCUUGCUUUGGUUAUAAACUCCACAAGAAAUAAUAAUGCUCAGAAUAUUCUUGAAUGUUAUAUCCAAACCAACUGUCACAUAAUUUAUAUAUAAAUUUUAAUACAGUUUAAUCAAAAUUGUAAUCAGUAUCAAAAUGCUUUAAGAGUCUGUGUUUCUAGUAUACCUGUAAAGUGGUGAGAUUGUGCCACAUAAAUAUUUAUUUUUAGUUUUUGCUUAUUUUUGAAACAGCCGUUUUAAUUUAAACAAAUCCCAGUUAGCAUGAUUCUGAAAAAUAUCAGGGAGCACGUGGUCUCAUUUAUGCUACAGUAGUCAUUUUUUUUAAGUGUUUAUGAACUGUAUCCUAAAUGAUAGGCCAUUUUUGUUAUGUGAAGGUAAAUCAACCCAUGAGAAUGAUUGCUAAGUCGAUGCUAUCUGUGAAUAUUACACCUACUGGACUUCAUUUGAAUGAAAUGGCACAAAUCUGACUUUGCACUGAAUACCUUUCUCACUUUCAUCUCCUCUGCCUUAGUCAAAAUGGCAACAGUACAAAAACUUUAUCAACCUCAGAAUUUAUUAGCUAUGAUUAAGCUGUUGAAUGAGUCUUAAAAAAUAAAAAUAAAAAAAAAAAAAUCAUACUACUGUUAAGUGGACCAAGUUUGGUGAAGGAGAAUGUGAGAGAAUGAUUAAAGAAGGAACAGCUCAAGAACAUUGGGAAUGAUAACUUUCCACUUGAGAAUUUUUUUUUAUGUUUUACUGUAAUUUGUUUGUGGUUUUGGGUUUUGUUUUUUGUUUUUUUUUUCUUUUUUCUUUUUCUUUUUUUUUUUUUGCAAAAGAAAAUAGUAUUUACAGGUGGCUUCUUUUAAAAUAUAAAAAUAUAAAGCAGGAAUGUAUAUGAAAUGUCAGAUUUUAUUGUAUUUGCAGAGUAUUAGCUUUGAAAAUGAAUAAAGAGAGCUGUUUGUAGUUUUAAAAUGCCUUAUUAGUAUCAAUUAGAUAUUUUCUCUAUUUUUUGAUGUACUUAGAGCUUUUUAAGUAUAGAAUUUAAAAUGGCAGGACUUUUACAGUGUUUACAUGCAAGUGCAUUUUAUAAGUGUCCUAUAUGUGUAAAAUAGUAUUUGGAACGGGAAGAUGCUGGCUGAAGUAGCAGCCUUAGCAUUUUCCUCGUUCCCACGAUGAUGCCUACGUUGCUAGACUACAGUUUAGUACUGCUUUGUAUCAUGAGGCCAAGAAAUUCCAUGUUGUUUGUAAAUAGAAUAAAUGAAAGGCAAUAAAAAAUUUAUUGAACAAAAAAA